UUUAUAAUCCGGCUUGAAAGGUCUUCUUGUUGCAUUUGUUGGAAACGGAGAUUGACCGAGAAAAGAGAAGAAUGGGGAAGCAGCCGGUGAAAUUGAAGGCGGUGGUUUACGCGUUAUCGCCGUUUCAGCAGAAGAUUAUGACGGGUCUUUGGAAAGAUCUGCCGGAGAAGAUCCAUCACAAGGUCUCUGAGAACUGGAUCAGCACUAUUCUCCUUCUCGCUCCCGUCAUCGGCACCUACUCGUAUGCUCAAUACUACAGAGAACAAGAUAAGUUGGAACACAGGUUCUAAGCAUGAAGACAAUCAUAUGAUUCUACAAGAGUCCAAUUCUUUCUUCAAUUUUUCUUUCUCCAAAAUGUGUCCAAGUGACAAUUUGUUAUCAUCAUACAUUCAAAUUAGAAGCGGAAAAAUGGCUUCCUUGCAUUUUUGUUGAAUAAAUUUGUGGAUUUCAUGAAUAACAACCCGAAUGUUUGAUCCUC
Messenger RNA from Camelina sativa (false flax), 478 nucleotides. Lineage: Eukaryota; Viridiplantae; Streptophyta; Magnoliopsida; Brassicales; Brassicaceae. The record is from RefSeq and is a predicted model, not a curated record.